AUGAGUAAAAAGGAACUUGUGGAGAGAAAACACGACUUCAGUAGCGGUCCAGCAACGCAACGGGUGAGUUUCGUAGAGGCUGUCUGUACAGCUGCGUUAAGAUGUAAUAACAUGCGUACGGAGGUCAACGGUGUCAUAUUAUUCCUAGCAGGCAAGAAGGAACCCCUCUUCUACGAGAAAACGCUUCCACUUCUGGAUAUGAACUUUCUUGCCUAUUAUCCAUACCCUGUGCAUGUAUUUCAUGAAGAUAUGUCUUUAGGCACUCAAGAAGAGAUUCGGGAUGUGUUGCCUUCAGCGCGUAGUGUGACAUUUGAGGAUGUUUCUCAGUUCUGGCGUACACUACCCCACGGUGUGUCUGAGGAGCAGCUUAACGAAUGGAUGAACACACCAGAACAGCUUCGCUAUCACAAGCGUGGGUAUCGCAUUAUGUGUCGAUUUUGGGCUGGAUUGGUAUGGCAGCUGCCUUCGCUAGACUCCUAUGAGUAUUACUGGCGGCUUGAUACGGAUUCGUUUCUUACUAAAACUGUUCCUUGUGAUGUAUUUCGGCUGAUGCAUAGGAGGCAGUGUUCCUACGGUUAUCGGCUUAUAACCUUAGAUAGUGUUAAUGUUGUGAAGGAUCUCUGGCCUACGUUUGAGAAAUGGGCCGUAACGGCACUCUCUACUAAUGAGCUUGAGAGCGUGACACGCUUUGCUCUUCGCGAUAAUACAACAGAAUACACACGUAUGAUGUACUACAAUAAUUUUGAAUUGGGCACUAUAGCGUUAAAACGACACCCGUUGUACACAUCGAUGUUUCGUUUUUUGGAUGAGAAUGAACCUCUUGGGAUUCUGAGGUAUCGCUGGGGUGAUGCACCUAUACACACUCUUGGCGUAGAAGCCGUUAUGUUACGUGAAGGUUGGCGUAAAUGUCAUUUUGACCGAAACUUUGCAGGAUAUAAACAUGGAAAGUAG
Messenger RNA from Trypanosoma theileri, 951 nucleotides. Its product is annotated as alpha-1,2-mannosyltransferase. The record is from RefSeq and is a predicted model, not a curated record. The transcript has a single exon. Gene Ontology annotation, biological process: cell wall mannoprotein biosynthetic process; protein N-linked glycosylation. The coding region runs from base 1 to 951 and encodes 316 amino acids. Gene Ontology annotation, cellular component: membrane; Golgi apparatus. NCBI's taxonomy places the organism in Eukaryota, Euglenozoa, Kinetoplastea, Trypanosomatida, Trypanosomatidae. Gene Ontology annotation, molecular function: alpha-1,2-mannosyltransferase activity.